Messenger RNA from Cucurbita maxima (winter squash), 1230 nucleotides. RefSeq names its product aldose reductase. Bases 39 to 1004 code for a protein of 321 amino acids. The record is from RefSeq and is a predicted model, not a curated record. Gene Ontology annotation, molecular function: aldose reductase (NADPH) activity. Gene Ontology annotation, cellular component: cytosol. NCBI's taxonomy places the organism in Eukaryota, Viridiplantae, Streptophyta, Magnoliopsida, Cucurbitales, Cucurbitaceae. The transcript is spliced from 8 exons.
CUUCUAUUUUGCAUGCAGAGAAGGAAAUACAAGGGAAAAUGGCACAGGCUGCUAUGACGGUGCAGGAUGAAGAGCAUUAUUUUACGCUGGUGAGUGGGCACAGAAUACCAGCCGUUGGAUUAGGCACUUGGAGAUCUGGUUCUUGGCCAGAUGAUUCUGUGUUCACUGCUAUUGUUGAGGCUGGUUACAGGCACAUAGAUACUGCUGCAGAAUAUGGAGUUCACGAACAGGUGGGUUUUGGUCUACAAGCGGCAAUGAAAGCAGGAAUCCGUAGGGAAGACCUUUUUAUCACCACUAAGCUUUGGUGCUCUGACCUGUCCCCAGACAGAGUUAGAAUCGCAUUAAACAAUGCUCUUCAAGAACUCCAAGUUGACUACCUUGAUCUUUUCUUGAUUCACUGGCCCUUCCAUCUCAAAGAAGGAGCCAGCAGGCCUCCAAAAGAAGGGGAAGUUUUGGAGUUGGACAUGGAAGGCGUGUGGAGAGAAAUGGAGAAGCUUGUAAAGGAAAAUCUGGUUAGGGACAUCGGGAUUAGCAAUUUUACUGUGAAGAAACUCGACAACUUGCUCCGUUUUGCCCAAACAAUGCCAUCCGUAUGUCAGAUGGAAAUGCACCCAGGAUGGAGAAAUGAUAAAAUGCUAGAGGCUUGCAGGAAAAAUGGCAUCCAUGUCACUGCCUAUUCGCCUCUAGGGUCAUCAGAAGGAGGGAGAGAUUUAAUUCACGACGAGGCGAUUGAAAGAGUAGCGAAGAAGCUGAAGAAAACUCCAGGCCAAAUUCUUGUGAGGUGGGCUAUUCAGAGGGGAACUAGCGCCAUUCCAAAAUCAACUCACUCGGAGAGAAUCAAAGAGAACAUUGGUGUGUUUGGAUGGGAAAUACCGAAUGAGGACUUUGAAGCUCUUUGUAGGAUCCCAAAUCAGAAACGAGUGCUAAGUGGAGAAGAUCUAUUUGUGAACAAAGAGGCUGGACCCUUGAGGAGCGUGGCUGAUGUUUGGGAUCACGAGGAUUGAGGAGUUAAUAAUCCACAAAUACUUGUCGAUAUGCAAGUUUUCUCUGUAAAAAGACAAAAAGCUUGAUAAUGGUGUAUGCUAGGUAGGUUGUGUUUGUAUUUAUUUGGGUAAGUCUAGUACAAUCCAAAUAUAGAUGCAAGUGUCGGGGGUUGGACAACUUGGUUUUUAGUGCAUCUGUUGAUAUCUUUGACUCGGUUAAUGUUGCUAGCUGCAUCCAUUUUUGACU